Oncorhynchus gorbuscha (pink salmon) is the source of this 2145-nucleotide messenger RNA. Its product is annotated as V-type proton ATPase subunit H-like. Gene Ontology annotation, cellular component: vacuolar proton-transporting V-type ATPase, V1 domain; lysosomal membrane. Gene Ontology annotation, biological process: proton transmembrane transport. Lineage: Eukaryota; Metazoa; Chordata; Actinopteri; Salmoniformes; Salmonidae. The record is from RefSeq and is a predicted model, not a curated record. Gene Ontology annotation, molecular function: proton-transporting ATPase activity, rotational mechanism. The coding region runs from base 192 to 1757 and encodes 521 amino acids. The transcript is spliced from 14 exons.
GCGUCAUUGAAGCGCAGAGGACAGCUGACUGGAUUUCAGAGCUUCCUGCUGACAGCAUCACGUUGUAGUUGGUAGCGGAGAGAUACUGAUGGCCUUUUGAUUUUAAUCCACAGAAAUUAAUGCUCUAUUUGGCUUGUGUGUUUUAACGGUAGUUAUUCAUUCUUGUCCAGGUAUCCUACAGGUGAAUCAGGAUGGAUAUCCGCGGGGCGGUGGACGCUGCAGUGCCCACCAACAUCAUUGCUGCCAAGGCAGCUGAAGUCCGAGCCAACAAGGUCAACUGGCAGUCAUACCUGCAGGGUCAGAUGAUUUCUGCCGAGGACUGUGAGUUCAUUAAGAAGUUUGAAGUGGCUCAUUCUGAGGAGAAACAGAUCAUCCUCACCAACGAAGGACAUCAGUGUGCCAAGACAUUCCUGAACCUGAUGGCUCACAUCUCUAAGGAGCAGACUGUCCAGUACAUCCUCACUCUGAUAGAUGAUACCCUGCAGGAGAAUCACCAGAGGGUGAACAUCUUCUUCGACUACUCCAAAAAGACCAAGAACACUGCCUGGUCCUACUUUCUGCCCAUGCUCAAUCGCCAGGACCUGUUCACCGUCCACAUGGCGGCCAGGAUCAUCGCUAAGCUAGCAGCCUGGGGUCGUGACCUGAUGGAGGGAAGUGACCUCAACUACUACUUCAACUGGAUCAAGACCCAGCUCAGCUCCCAGAAGCUUCAUGGUACAGGUCCAGAUUCCUCAGGACAAGGCACUAUAUCCCCCAGUGAAAGCUCUCAGUAUGUGCAGUGUGUAGCAGGCUGUCUCCAGCUGAUGUUGAGGGUGAAUGAGUACAGGUUUGCCUGGGUGGAGGCUGACGGGGUCAACUGCAUCACGGCUGUGCUCAGUAACAAGUGUGGUUUCCAGCUGCAGUACCAGAUGGGGUUUUGUGUGUGGCUGCUGGCCUUCAACUCUCAGCUCUGUGAGCAGCUACGCCGUUACAACGUGGUGCCGGCCCUGUCUGACAUCCUGCAGGAGUCUGUCAAGGAGAAGGUCACGCGCAUCAUCCUGGCUGCCUUCAGGAACCUGUUGGAGAAGUCAGCGGAUAGGGAGACCCGUCAGGAGUAUGCUCUGGCCAUGAUACAGUGUAAGGUUCUGAAGCAGCUGGAGAAUCUGGACCAGCAGAAGUAUGACGAUGAGGACAUUACGGAAGACAUCAAGUUCCUGCUGGAGAGUCUGGGAGAGAGCGUUCAGGACCUCAGUUCGUUUGAUGAGUACAGCUCAGAGCUGAAGUCUGGUCGCCUGGAGUGGAGCCCGGUCCACAAAUCAGAGAAGUUCUGGCGUGAGAACGCAGUCCGCCUCAACGAGAAAAACUACGAACUCCUCAAGAUCCUUACUCGGCUGUUGGAGGUAUCUGAUGACCCUCAGGUUAUUGCUGUAGCUGCUCAUGAUGUUGGAGAAUAUGUCAGACACUACCUGGUGUCAGGUUUCCUGCAUAUAUCAAAAAACGGUCCAUCAUCCGAAGGACAUCCAGCCAACUUGACAACUGUGGGAAUGUUUUGUCCACUCGGUGUUUAUAUAACCAGUGUUUAUCUCUGUGUCAGGGUGAUAGAGCAGCUUGGAGGUAAACAGCUGGUGAUGAACCACAUGCACCAUGACGAUCAGCUGGUCCGCUACAACGCCCUGCUGGCCGUGCAGAAACUCAUGGUCCACAACUGGGAGUAUCUGGGGAAGCAGCUCCAGUCGUCUGACCAGCAGCAGCAACCGGCUGUGGCCACCAGGAGCUGAUCUCCUAACUCCUGACCCCUGCAUGGAACCCACUCUGUCUGGGCUUGCAUGCAUGUACUGGGGUAUACAUGCAUACCAGUGUAUGUGUGGCUGAGUGUAUCUAUGUACAUCAUCCAAUGAAAUUACCUGGAUCAACUGUCCAGUUUAUGUCAGGAGUUGAUGUGUAAAAGGUGUCUUUUCCUACCUGUCAAUUCUCCUCCACUCUGGCUGUAUGUUGUUUUCCUGGUCAUGCUACAGUAUAUUAUGUCAUGUGUCCUCACACCUAUGUGAUUUAAAGGUGAUUUAAAUAGCACUUUGUGUUGUGAUCAAUUUGAAAUGGCUGAAGUUAUUUGUGUCGUGUUGUAAAACGUUGUGAGUAUGCAUUCCAAUAAAACUCAUCUAGAGGGUC